This is a messenger RNA of Exophiala oligosperma, 1064 nucleotides long. RefSeq lists its product as uncharacterized. Gene Ontology annotation, cellular component: mitochondrion. Lineage: Eukaryota; Fungi; Ascomycota; Eurotiomycetes; Chaetothyriales; Herpotrichiellaceae. The coding region runs from base 116 to 886 and encodes 256 amino acids. The transcript has a single exon. The record is from RefSeq and is a predicted model, not a curated record.
GUUUACCCUCACAUUUCACGACUGCGAGCUCGCGAAGCUGAAAUUCAACUCGGAUUUCCAUUUUACUAUUACUCUGAUAUUCUCCGCCCACACUGUAGUCGAUAAAGCACCAAAGAUGUUCGCGCGACCACCGCGCCAAACUUCUUCAAUUCUCACAUCGUUCCUCCGACCAUCAGCUCCAGUAACUGCACCACAGUCCUACAUAUGCCAGCCAUGCCGCCGCCAACUACAUCGCGGCAUUCCUGAGGAUGGCCGCGUCCCGCCUCCAACGCCCUUUGUUCCCGAUGUGUCGACAUUCCUCAAACUCAUUGGCCGCGACAUGUCGAAGCACGAGACCAAGAUCGGAUCAUGGGAUGAACUAUUCACGCUGUCGUCGCCCCAAUUGAAGGAGAGAGGAAUUGACCCGCCUCGGACGCGAAGAUAUCUACUGCGGUGGCGAGAGAAAUUUCGAAAAGGGGACUACGGCAUCGGCGGAGACCUACAACACGUGCAAGACGGCGUUGCAGAGCUGAGAGUGGUAGAAGUGCCAACACUGAAAAGAGAUCCUGUGACGGGCGAGCCAUUGGCCGGCCCGGUGUCGACAAGCAGGAGCCCUGGGAUGCAGAAGCUGAUCGUCAAUGUCCCGAAUGGAUCACCAACCUAUGCCCUCCUACCCGGCCAGACAACGGCAGACUUGAAGAAGCCUAGGGGCUUCACACUCAAGAAUGGAUACAUCAUCAAGGGCAAGCAAGCCCAUCCUCUGAAAGGCACUUAUGGCAGUGGCGUUGUCUUGAAGGCAGUCGAAGGUCUCUGGGAACACAAGAGAGGUCACAAGGUGCAUGGUGGUGAGAGACGGAGAGCAGAAACGCUGCAUAAGAUGAGGGUGGAAGAAAACAAGAAAAGAUAGUCUUAAUAAGAUGAUCAGGACGUUCGAAGAGACUGGGCGUGGUUGCCAUAGUCAUCUGGACAGUGUACAAUGUAACAUCACAUGCGAAAACCAAAACCCAAGGUCGAUUCCCCGUUGCUUUGCAUAGGCUUAGGGCACUUCUUUACAGCAGCGGCUAGCAGGCGGGUGUAUAAUAAAG